GGGGUUUGAACUUUGAACAAGCUCAUCGAAAACAUCAACAUUAACCUCCCGAUUUAGUAAAUUAAUGAUCGAUCUACACUUUGUUUGGACUUCAAAUCGUACGACAAACCAACGUAGGUGAACACCAAUGCCAUAACUCAUGGAUAUUAAAACAAUGAAAAGGAAAGGUAGCUUGCAAUUUGAUUAUAAUUGGUUAGAGUUGCAGCUAGCCUGGAUAUCGAAAAGUAUUUUGUAUCUGUACGUUCUCUGUUCUGAUAUAUCGGAUCGGAUCGGUAAGGAUCUCAGGCAAAUUAUAAUUAGUACAUCACUUACCCCAGAUUUUGGGCUCUACGUAGUAGUAUUCAAGUUUACAGAGCUAUGCGAACGAUGA
Molecule: messenger RNA, 370 nt
Organism: Hansenula anomala
Lineage: Eukaryota; Fungi; Ascomycota; Saccharomycetes; Phaffomycetales; Wickerhamomycetaceae
Exons: 2
Source: RefSeq, a predicted model, not a curated record